Messenger RNA from Candidozyma auris, 2433 nucleotides. RefSeq lists its product as uncharacterized. Gene Ontology annotation, biological process: ubiquitin-dependent endocytosis. The transcript has 2 exons. Lineage: Eukaryota; Fungi; Ascomycota; Pichiomycetes; Serinales; Metschnikowiaceae. Gene Ontology annotation, molecular function: ubiquitin protein ligase binding; protein-macromolecule adaptor activity. Gene Ontology annotation, cellular component: cytosol; cytoplasm. The record is from RefSeq and is a predicted model, not a curated record. Bases 1 to 2433 code for a protein of 810 amino acids.
AUGAACUCGGCAAGGUCUCCGUUGUUCCCCCAGGCCUCGUUAGCACUUUCUCCGGCUAGAGAGGAAAACCCGGAAGAAGAAGUAUACAUACCCAAUCUUCCUGCUCUGCCUCAUGCACUGCUGCUGUCUGUACAAGUUUUCAUUGUGCCAGCUGAGCAGCACUUGUUUCUUCAAGGGUACAAGCCCGCCGAAUAUGAGACGAGGCCACCGUCCUUGCUAAGAGGGUGCUUAGUGCUUCGUAUUUUGAAGCCUGCCAGAGUGAAAAGCGUCCUGUUGCAUUUUAAAGGUAUUCAGCGAACAGAGUGGCCCGAGGGGAUUCCCCCCAAACGGUCCCACUACGCCGAGGUAAAUGAGUUGAUCAACCAUACCUGGCCCUUCUACCACGUUGAUAGCCAUACUUUCAACUUUGGUGCUGAUUUUGUCAGACCACUUCCUCUGCUGCUACAAAAGAAUCAAGAAGACAUUUCUCAUUUCAGUCUAAACGACUCCUGGCAACUGAAUCAAAACCCGGUCGAUACCGCCAAGGGUUUUGCCGCCAGUCUCAUCAACAGAGCGACUACCAGAGGCAAUUCGCCGUCGCCGGCGCCGGCAAUUACUCCAGUGACGUCGUUUCAGGAUUUGACUACAGCCCUCUCGACGGGUUCCGCCUCGGAGGCCAACUCCGCCGCUACCGCCAGUACCCCCAAGCCCGGCUACUUCAUGCCGGGCGACUACGUAUACAAUUUCGAACAUCCUCUUCCAGCGCUGUCGCCUGAGUCUGUGGACGCCAACUUCGGAAGGGUCUUUUAUGCCCUCGAAGCUAAUAUUAUCAGAACAGGCGCGUUUAAGACGAAUCUAGUGGCACGGUUACCUGUAAGCGUGGUGCGUAUACCCUCUGAUAAUAGUGUUGAGGAAAACGAGCCUAUAUUCAUCGAGCGUGACUGGGAAGACCAGCUACGAUACGAGAUUCUUGUGGGCAGCAAAUCCAUUGUGCUUGAUACUUACGUGCCCAUUUCGUUCAAAUUCAUCCCUCUAUACGGCAAAGUGGCCCUUCACAGGAUCCGUGUGUCUAUCACAGAAAAUUGUAAUUACUACUGCCGUAACAAAACCGUGCAUAGGGCAGAGCCAACGAGAAAAUUUUUGUUGUUGGAACACAAGGCGAAGCAGAAUAAGUCGCUUCUCUCAAAGUCGGGUUGCUUGACAGAUGAUGGACCUGACAUAGGCAGUGAAGAUGACGAGAUUCUUCCAAGAGAACUUGAGUUUCAAAUGUUUGUGCCCUCAACUAUCAACAAGAAGUACAACUUCGCCAUGCAUCCAGACACAUCGUUCGAGACCAUCCAAUGUGACCACUGGAUCAAAAUAUCCCUUCGAAUUUCGAGGAAGGACCCGUCCAACCCAGAGAAACGAAAACAUUUCGAGAUUUCCAUCGACUCACCAAUCCAUUUGUGCUCACCUUAUGCAGCUCACUGCAACACAUUGCUUCCAGCUUACGAUCGGCCUGAGCAGCCCGAGCCGUUACCUCAAUAUGCUCCUCUGUCGCCGCCAAUGUCUCCAGAUGUAACUGCUAUUGACCAACUGCAAGGGCGUCCAACGGUAAACCCACCCUCUUUUGAAGCUUUGACCUCUGUCGAGGGCAUACUUCCACCAGCGUACGAGAAGGAAGAUCCGGCAACCUCGCCGGUCAGAAACGAGAACACUGGAAGCUCAAAGGAGUUUAUUCCUGCUGAGGCGCCUCGUACGGUAGCUGACACCGGUGUGGACUCCUCUGGUAUCAAAGAUAUGCUCAGCAGACAAUUCGAUCUGACCCAUAGCGAGAGUCAAGCUGCAUCUGGCAACCAGCAAAACGCCAAACCCGAAGACGCAGAAGCUCAUCUCAUGAGGCAAUCGAGGAGCCUUCGUAUCCCGGAAACUGAGGACGAUUUGGAUCUAUCUGAUAUUAACCUGUUCAAAAGUGGUCCCGUGUCGCCUGAACUUGGCCCAUUGGCCACGAGGCGCUCUUCUGUGGUGCUGGCUGAUGAUGUUGACUUACCACUCGACCAGACUCUUCCACUCUUGACAUUGAACGAGGGCUACACGGAGGACAACUUGAGCACAUCACUGUUUGAUCAAGGAAGGCGUCCUAGUGCUAUCAAGAACACUAGCAUGGCAGACUUGAUGGAUCAAGUCACUUUUGGACACACCGGAGUCGAGAAUCAUUUUUUCAAAAACCCUCGUCUCAAGAAGCAUUACCAUGAAGAGACCCAGAGCGAUGCCGCUAUUCACAAAGAGAGACAAAAGUCGUUUGGUGUUGUGCCCAGCAGCGAACUCCCCUCGUCAGGUUCCACAGAAAGAGCGCUGACCUCGAGCUCGGCACGUAGUGAGAUCAUCAGUGAGGUGACCAAUUCUUCAGGAGAAAAGGCCCAUGAAGGAUUCAGAGGCAACGUCUCCAAAGAUGUUAAUGAACCUGUGCGGUAG